Colletotrichum higginsianum IMI 349063 is the source of this 747-nucleotide messenger RNA. RefSeq names its product Haloacid dehalogenase. The transcript has a single exon. Bases 1 to 747 code for a protein of 248 amino acids. Gene Ontology annotation, molecular function: hydrolase activity, acting on halide bonds, in C-halide compounds. Lineage: Eukaryota; Fungi; Ascomycota; Sordariomycetes; Glomerellales; Glomerellaceae. The record is from RefSeq and is a predicted model, not a curated record.
AUGGUUCAGCAGCAAUCCAGGAUCAAAGCUGUAUUCUUCGACUUCAUGGGGACGUGUCUCAACUGGCACGCGAGCGUGACCGAGUCUCUUCCUUCAUCGAUUCCCAAAACCGAAGCCUCGGAUUUCGCACUUGAAUGGCGCAGACAGUACUUCCUUGAGAUUUCUGAGCGGUAUCACAAAGGCCUCGAGCCCGAAGACAUUGACACCACCUUUGCCCGCGUCCUCGACCGCCUUCUCGAACAGUCUCCCGAACAUGUCGCACACUUCGACCAGGGAACCAAAUCGCGAUUGAUCAAUGCAUGGCAUUCUCAGCCUGCAUGGGCCGAAGUACCCAAGGCUAUUCAGAGUAUCCGCGAGGACAUGGGUCUCGAAGUGUUCGUGCACGCCAACGGCACAACACGGCUGCAGCUGGACCUUGUUCGUUCUUCGGGGCUCAUCUUCAACAUGCUUUUCUCCAGCCAGCUCUUGGGUGUCUACAAGCCUAGUCCAGAUUCAUACAAAAAGGCCCUAGAGCUGGUCAAACUCAAACCAGAGGAGGUGGUCUUGGUCGCCGCCCACGCGUAUGACUUGCGUGGGGCUCGGGAGGUCGGGUUGAGGACGGUGUAUGUGCAUCGCUGGACUGACGACGUGGACGAGGACAUGGAGAAGGUCAAAUCUGAAUUCGAUGCCUUUCUUGAAGAUAUGACAGGUCUGCCUAGCGUUAUCGAUGGUUUUUCCAAGGGAGAGCCGUUGAAGAAGAGGGUCUAG